This is a messenger RNA of Solanum pennellii, 1076 nucleotides long. Its product is annotated as partner of Y14 and mago. The record is from RefSeq and is a predicted model, not a curated record. The transcript is spliced from 4 exons. Gene Ontology annotation, biological process: exon-exon junction complex disassembly. The coding region runs from base 70 to 747 and encodes 225 amino acids. Lineage: Eukaryota; Viridiplantae; Streptophyta; Magnoliopsida; Solanales; Solanaceae. Gene Ontology annotation, molecular function: RNA binding. Gene Ontology annotation, cellular component: cytoplasm; exon-exon junction complex.
ACAUGUAUUAAAAUAUCAAAAUAUGAUGAUUCUGUAAAAACAUCAGUAUCAACGGAGAGAGAAACGGCAAUGGCGAGCAGCACGACCAGAGGAGAGGACGAAGCGAAACAAUUGGCAGCUGAGCUAGGCAAAACCCUAAAAGAAGGGGAAAGACUACUCGCACCAACAAGACGACCUGACGGAACACUCCGUAAACCUAUUCGAAUUAGGGCUGGUUAUGUGCCUCAAGAUGAAGUCGCCAUUUACAAAUCUAAAGGCGCUAUUUGGAAGAAGGAAAUGGAGUCACUGCAGGAUGUUCCGCCGGGUUAUGAUCCUGUGAUGGAUGAAAAGCCCAAGUCUAAAGCUGCCAAGCGGAAUGAAAGGAAGAAGGAGAAGCGUCAACAGGCUGCCCUUGAAAAGGGUAAGAAUCCAGAGAACGAUGAGGUCUCAUCUGCUGAAAAUUCAGUUGAUGGUCCAGAUCAGGUCCAGUCAGUUAUGUCCCAGAUAAACAGUCUUGCCAUAUCUGCAAAUCCUGUUGUCCCUCCUUCAAAUUCAACCGAGUCUUCUGGCAUGGGAGAUAGUCUGCAGGACAUUGACAAAAAGAUCCGAGCUCUGAAGAAAAAGAUUCGGCUGACAGAAGCUCAACAGCAGAAGACUGAUGAGAAGGACAUGAAGCCAGAGCAGCUGGAGAAAAUGGCCAAGCUGGAAAGCUGGAGAAAAGAGUUGAAACUCUUGGAAGAUAAAAAGGCUGAAUUGGAAGCAUCUUGAAUUUUAGGCUGAAGAAGCACUUAGUUUGAAUCUACGGUAGCCUGGUGGCGUUUUAUUGCUGCAUCAAUAUAUUCAACACACUCGGAUUUGGUUGAUGGAAUUGUGUGUAUUUUUGUACUUUCUGCAAUAGCUAGGGCGAAGCAAUGUAGGAUCUAAUUUAUGGUAUUUUUCAGAUAGUACUCCAAUUUUUGAGGACAUAGCUGCUGCUUGAUCUGAUUUGUCCUUUAUUUCUAGAUACAUUGAAACUAGCAGUUGAAAUACCAUUUAUUUACACUAAUUGGCUUGUGGCAUGAAUGCUUUAUGAAUGUUAUUUGGACAGAAAUUCUGAA